Messenger RNA from Aphis gossypii (cotton aphid), 746 nucleotides. RefSeq lists its product as uncharacterized. The record is from RefSeq and is a predicted model, not a curated record. The coding region runs from base 243 to 629 and encodes 128 amino acids. Lineage: Eukaryota; Metazoa; Arthropoda; Insecta; Hemiptera; Aphididae. The transcript has a single exon.
ACAACCGUCGAUCUAGUUGACUGCUGUGCACGUAAAUUAUAAUAUUAUAUCGUACAGAAAUAUCAUACAGGACCGCGACUUCAUCUAUACAGAGCAACGACUUUCAAAAAUCAAACGCUCCCGAACCGACAACACAACUCACACGACUCGCGGACACCGAAAUAACGUCACGUCGUUUUUAUAAAUUAUUUAUUGACUUAGUAUAGUCCGAUCGACGCGACUGCCGCUGAGCGGAAAUCGUCAUGACCGACAGUAAGUCCAAACGGACCGCGGCGCCGUUGGAGGACCCGCAGCUCAACACCAACUUUACGUACAACUUGGACUCGUGCGUGGUGCAGGCAUCGCGGGACGACAGGGACACGACGCCCAGCGGACAGGGAGUGGUGGAACGCGUGUGGAUCACUAGCCGACCGCCGAGACUGGGCCACGGCGUGGAGCCGACGGUCAGCGCGCGGCGGACGUACGUGAUGCUCACGCACGUGCAGGGCCAGAUGAUCGACACCGGCGAGAUGGUCUGCAAAAAGGUGUGCACGAUGGGCGGUAGCAAGGACGACGCGGUCAACACGGCCUCCGCUGCCAACCCCAACAAACAGGCUUCACAGUGUCCCCGCGGUCAGCCAUGCGACUGAUCGGACGGACGAUCGUAUACGAUAAUAGAUAAAAUUGUAGCGUUUGUGCGCUUAAAUUAGGAGUUGCAGGUACGAGUUGCAGUCGAGAUUUUAAUAAACGAAAAAUAAAACUAUAAA